Molecule: messenger RNA, 656 nt
Organism: Lathyrus oleraceus (garden pea)
Lineage: Eukaryota; Viridiplantae; Streptophyta; Magnoliopsida; Fabales; Fabaceae
Product: probable steroid-binding protein 3
Exons: 1
Coding region: 149-451 (100 amino acids)
Cellular component (GO): endomembrane system; membrane
Source: RefSeq, a predicted model, not a curated record
AAUUGGUAUUAAAAAAAAAGUAGAUGAUGCGAAAGUAAGGAAGGAAUGAAAAGAUAAAAGGACGAGCGGUUGAAAUUGAAACUCGAUAGAAAGGUGAAACCAUAGCGAAACCUUGCUUCUUUGUGCGGUGUGAGAUUCAAGAAGAAAAAUGGAGAUUACAACGCAGCAACUCAGCGCAUACAACGGCGCAGAUCCAUCGAAGCCCAUAUACGUUGCAGUGAAGGGUCGCGUGUUCGACGUCACCACCGGCAAAUCGUUCUACGGUCCCGGCGGAGCCUACGCUAUGUUCGCCGGCAGAGACGCGAGCAGAGCACUGGCGAAGAUGAGCAAAAACGAAGAAGACAUCACCUCGUCACUGGAUGGGCUCACCGAGAAAGAGAUCGGAGUUCUCAAUGAUUGGGAAACCAAGUUCGUCGCUAAGUACCCUGUUGUUGCAACCCUAGUUAAUUAAUUAAUUCAACUCUAUAAUCUCUAUCAUGAAUCAUCUUAUUCUGGAGUGUGUUUGUAUGAAUAUGUUGUUGAAUCCCCUUUGUUUCGAUAAUAAUUAGAACUUUUACUUUCUAGAAAGGGGUUUUGUGUUAAUUUAAUGCUUCAGGUAAUGUAAAAUGAUGUUAUACUUAUCGUUUGAAUCAUUCAAUAAAUUAACAUUGGUGUGA